GUGAGCGUGGAGGUGGCGGCGGCCGCGGAGCGCGGCGGGACCCGGUGCGGGCUGCCCGCCGGCGGGGCCGCGCCAUGGGGCGGCGGGGCCGGCACCGGGACGCCUGAGCUGCCACCGGACCGCGGGAUCCGCCGCCGCCGCCGCUGCUGCUGCCGCUGCCGCCCGGAGCCUGGGGUAAGCCCGACGGGAUCGCGGAGCUUCUCCGCUAGUGAGCGGAGUGGGGAUGCUCCGGUGGGGUGGGAUGCUGCGUCGGACGGUGAGGAUGGGUGGGAGAUGUCCCCGCCCCGCUGGGUGGCUCGGUGACCUUGGGUGAGCUGUCCCGGAGAGGACGAGGGGAGACGGGAGGCUGUGUCCCGCGGUUGGUCCCCGCGUUGGGUUGCGGGGCUGCCCUCGGCUGGGUAGAGCGGGAGCUGCGGGUGCACCGCUGCGCUGCUCCGGGGAGGCAGCCAGCUAAGGUGCCGAACUGUGUGCCCUGCUGAGAACAUCUGGAGCAACAGCUGGCCCUCAGCGGGACGGGAAGGCUCCCAGCCCGGUGCCGCAGCGCGGAGCGAGGAGCGGGUAAGCCGAUGCCAGCAGCCCGCUUCGCUCCGCUCACCGCUAGCUUUCAUCAUUUCCAAAGGAGCCCAAACUCCGGCCGGACUCGAGAGCGGCAGCUCUCCGCGCAUCGCUGCGCCUCCCGCCCCGCUCCUUGCCGGGAGCCCCGCGCUUGGUCCCAAAACGCAGCUCUGGGGCACGGGCUGGGGGUGCCGGGCUGCCCCCUCCGUGGCGCCGGAGGCGCGGGACCUGCCGGCAGGUGUCAGUGUGCCCCCUCCGUGCGCAGCCGUGCGGUCUGCACCGGGCAGCCCCCCGCGCUGUGCCCCGGCUGGGAUCGGGGGGCUGCUGAGCCCCGGAGAGCGGGAGGCUGGCCCUACACCCCCUGCUCCUGAUGCUGCCCACUCGGGUGAAGCCACUUCACGCUGUGCUCGCUCAGACAGUAGGAGGGGAUGCCGCUGUGUGCGUGAGCACCCCCCCUCCUCCUCCCGGGAGCUGACUUCGGGGAUGCUCGGGGCUGGGAGCUCGGCCCCGGGCAGGGGAAGCAGCCGCCGUGCUGGGGGAGCUGGAUUGGGCACGCUGCUCUUUCAAGAGGGUUUCUGCCCGUGGAUUUGGAAGUCUCUGGUGAGCGAAGCCAGAGGGCACAACACAUGGCACUGGUGUGACACAGAACGCGCAGCUGCCGUCUCCCUCGACCGCAGCCCGGGCUUCAUCUCAUUUGAUGUCUUAUGCAAAUCCUGAGCUCCCCGAGUCCUGGGAUUUUCUGACAUUUUCCUUUACUCACAUCUUAAAGUUCCUUGCUCUAAGAAAAGCUAAUAAAAGGAACCCAAAUCAUAAUGUCUUGCAGGUUUUUAAACCAGUCUCAAGGGCCGGGGGAGAGGCAGUGACUUACUGAAGUCAUUUAGCAAGAAUCAGCUCGGGGCCGUGGUGGGGAUCACCAACACUGCUGCUCAGGCAGGGACAGCGGGCUCAGAAGUGGCUGUCCCUGUGCCCGGGAUUCAGGUCCUGUGUGGCCCUGGGUGGACACAGAGCGGGUCUGACCCCACAGCACUGCAAAUAGCAUCGGCACUCACAGCUGAGCCCAUCUGCUCCAGGCACUUAGCCUCUGCCCAGCCUCUCUAAGUGGCCUUAAUUUGAUAAAUCUUUCUCACAUUUAAUAAGAAGGUGACUCGGUUAGAGUUUCAUCCCCGCUAAAAGGCAUCGGCAGGAGCUCGAGGCAAGCCCUCUCCUAUUGCUCCCGCAUGGAUGCACCUCGGCUGGCCCUGGCCCCAGGGAUGCUGGAGCAGGAUGUCACCCGUCUGCCAGCAUCAGCUACCUGGGGGCUCAGACACAUCCCCAGCCAACCCCCUUGUGAACGCUUCACGGCAUACAGGCGGCCGGAUCAGUUUCUGCAGCGUGAAAGGGCAGAAAUCAAUGUUAAUGUCCCUGACAAUUAGCUAAUGUCUUAAUUAUCGAACCCUGCUUGAUUAGUGGAGGAGCGUGUUGCUCCAGAGCUGCCUUGCUGGCGGCAUCCAAGCAGGCAGGACAUGGCUUGGCAGGGUGAUGCUGCUGCCGGGUCCUGCGGCUUGCCCAGCUGCUAACGAGGAGCCCAGCAUGCCCUCCUGCCCCUCGCUUUCUGGGUGAAGGCACCAAAAAGCAGAAGUGAUCCUAUUGCCAUCUCAGCGCUAAGGGCAGGAGGAAGCCUCAGAACAUACGGGGUUUUGCAACAAGCUAUUUUUCGAGAUGCAGCUCAUGGCAAUCCCAGCAAUGCAUGGGUUGUCUUCUGCAGGCAGCGGGGACACAGAGGGCUGCACCAGGACCAGGUAGAGCUGGCCAGGAAAUAGGCUGUGCUCCUGGGCACGUCUGCCGGGGACAUUUGUGCUGAAAUGCCUCUUCCUUCGUGUUAAGGUUUUUAUAGACAAGGGGGGAAAAAAUAAUUAGCAAGCUGGAAGUUUUCCAGCUUUUGCGAUGCAAAACCCUAAAUCAAAAAAAAAAAAAAAAAAAAGAAAUAUGAGUAGUCAGAUGCUUCUCAUCAAAUCUCCAUUCUUUUGGAUCAAGGAUAAGUGAUUAGAAAGUUAUUUCCAGCUUUAGUAGCGAGGUCAAUGGGGUUAUGUGCUACCAAAGAGCUGUGCUGUCCCCUGCUUCUGCAAGUACAGAUUUGCACUUACAUACUUAUUUUAUCCUACCCACCUCCAGUAUGAGCCAAUAGAGAAGGGUGGCUAAUGAGGGUGUGGGAUAGCGGGCCCUUCGUAUCAGCUUGGUUCCUUCAGCAUCACCAAGGCCAGCCAUCAACCUGACGCAGCAGGUCCCAGCACUAACCUAUGUCCCUUAGUGCCACGUCCACAGGGAUGAGGACUCUCCCACUGCUCUGGGCAGCCCAUCCCAAUGCUUGGUGACGGUCCCCGUGAAGAUAUUCUUCCUAAUGUCCAACUGAACCUCCCAUACAUAGGGAGCUCCCACCACAGCACAGCUUGAGGCCAUUUCCUCACAUUCUAUCUCUCAUAAGGCUUGUUUUCUAGCCCUUCACCAGCCUCGCUGCUCUUCUCUGAGUGCAUUCCAGCAGCAAAAUGUCCUUGUAACAAAAGUCCCCAAACUGAACAUCAGCACUGUCUACAAGGGUCGGUCACCUCCCUGGCUCUGCUGGCUGUGCUGCAGCCCACGGCAGCCCCUAGCCCACCUGUGCUCUGCCGGCACCUCCAUCGGGGUUAUUGCAGCUGACAGCUUUGGUUCCAAAUUGCCAGGGAGCAGGCUGAGAGCACGUCAUCAAAGCACACCCUUAAGGGUUUAAAAAUAGAAGAAAAGGGGGAAAAUAAUAACAAUGAGUAUUUAAGUGUGAUGAUUCAUCUGCCAAAGCCCUGGUUUAGGAGAGCGUGGGGCUGGUGCGUGCUUGGCAGGGACGAGCAUUGGGUGGCUCCUGCUAUGGAGAAUAAUGGGCAUAUCUUGGAAGCACUGUAAAUAUGGGGUCCCCAAAACCUUGUUCCCAUCGACCCCCAUCCCAUCCCAGAGCCUGCCUGCAGCUGCUGGCUUCUCCCAGAUCUUUACUGGCCUGGGGAUAAGGCACGAAGCUGGCACACAGGCAGGGUAAGCCCCAGCUCCGUCCGUUUGAAGUCUGGAGCCUUUGCUGGGCUCCAGAGAUAAGCCCGGGAGCCCUCCCUGCAUCCCUGCUGCCCUCCCCUCCGUGGCCCAGUUCCAUAUUUUUAUACCCAGCAUUUACAUCGGCUAAUGAAGAACGAGUCAGUUCUGACAUUCCUGCGAUGACUUUGAACUCCUCUCUGUUCAAAGCAGGUUUUUAGGCAACCAGCCCUUGCUGCAUGAGGCAAGAAUCCUCUCCCUGCUCUGGCCCAGCCCCUGCACCUUGCAGCUCCUUAUCACUAGCUUCCCCCCGGAGCACAGCAAAUGCAGGCUCUGACCCCAGGCUACUGCUUCCAGCAAACUUCCCGUGUUUUAAGAUGCUCAGUGCCAGAUGCUACAAGACCAGUAAGGUCUCGGUUCAAGAUAAAUGCUGGUUAUCUUCCAAACACUGAUGUGGCCAGCCCAGCUGGCUGCAGGGUAGACAAGCCCAUCCAACCACGUGGUGCAGGCUGCCCAAGGAGUUGGUGGAGUCACCAUCCCUGGAGGUGUUCAUGAAAUGUAUGGAUGUGGUACUGAGGGACAUGGCUUAGUGGGCAAUAUUGGUGGCAGGUGGACGGUUGGACUGGAGGAUCCUAGAGGUCUUUUCCAACCCUUAUGAUUCUAUCCGUCUGCACAUCCACUCAUCCACCAUCUCAGCCACUAACAUGGCACAAAGGGAAGCCUUGCACCAUGCCUACAGCUGGAGCAGUUAAUUUUUCCUGUGCCUUCAGGCCAUUUCUUUUUAACCAACCCAAGAAAAGCUAUGCAUGGUCAUGAUGGACACCUUCAAAAUGCUCCACAUCCAUUAACUCCUUCCCAGCUCUCCCUGGGAUCUUCAUAGAAGAAGAUCCAACUUCAACAUCCCAACUUCAUUUGAGUUGGAAGGGACUUUUAAAGGCCAUCUGCUCCAAAUCCCCUGCACUGAACAGGGACACCCACAGCUCCAUCAGGUGCUCAGAUCCUGUCCAGCCUGACCUUGGGGGUCUCCAGGCAUGGGACGCACACUGCAUCUCUGGGCAACCCGUGCCAGUGCCUCACCACUUUCAUCAUAAAAAAACAUUUUUUCUUUUAUCUGAUCAAAAUCUCCCCUCUUUUUGUUUGAAACCAUUUCUCCUUGUGCUAUCGCAAUAGACCAUGCUACAGAAUCUGUCCCCUUCUUUCUUGGAUGGCUCUCCAUCCUCUCCACGCCAGCCCCUGGUGACCUUAGAGCCGCAUGCAACUUUCACCCAUGUCACCUAGCACAAGGUUGCCCCGCACUCAUGAUCGACCUGUCGUGCGGUGCCAUUGCAGGGCAGGAUCCGUCCCCAAGGAGCGCGGCGGGGCGAGAGAAUGAAGGAUCCGGCCGGGCAGCAGCAGCAUGGGGCAGCAGAACCUGCGGCGUGCUGACGGGCUCCCGCCGAUGCUCCCGUGGCCCCUGGCCCUCCUGGCCCUGAGUGUGUGCUGCGGGGCGGGCGGCGUGGCCACCGAGCAGCAUGUCUCCGGCCCCGCAUCCCCCUCUUCCUCAUCAUCCUCCUCGUCUUCCUCCUCUGGCCGAGCGCCCCUCGACUGGCUCCUCACCGACCGGGGUCCCUUCUACCGAGCCCAGGAGUACGUGGAUUUCAUGGAGCGCUACCGGCAGGGUUUCACCACCAGGUACAGGAUCUACAGGGAGUUUGCACGCUGGAAGGUGAACAACCUGGCCUUGGAGAGGAAGGACUUCUUCAGCUUACCGCUGCCCCUCGCCCCUGAAUUCAUCCGCAACAUCCGUUUGCUGGGGCGCCGGCCCAGCCUGCAGCAGGUCACCGACAGCAUCAUCAAGAAAUAUGGGACACACUUCUUGCUGGCCGCCACGCUGGGAGGAGAGGAGUCCCUGACCAUUUUUGUGGAUAAGCGCAAGCUGAGCCACCGGGCAGAGCUGUCGGGGGCCGGGAACAGCUCAGCGGUGUCGCUGGAGACGCUGCACCAGCUGGCAGCCUCCUACUUCAUCGACCGCGAGAGCACGCUGCGUCGGCUGCACCACAUCCAGAUCGCCACGGCUGCCAUCAAGGUGACAGAAACACGGACGGGGCCACUGGGCUGCAGCAAUUACGACAACCUGGACUCGGUGAGCUCGGUGCUGGUGCAGAGCCCAGAGAACAAGGUGCAGCUGCAAGGGCUGCAGACGGUGCUUCCCCAUCACCUGAGAGAGCGUUUCGUGGCGGCCGCCCUGAGCUACAUCGCCUGCAGCUCAGUUGGGGAGCUGGUGUGCCGCCGGAGCGACUGCCACUGCCAAUGCCAGCCCACCUUCCCCCACUGCAACUGCCCUGAGGCCGACAUCCAGGCGCUUGAGGGCAACCUGGUACAACUCCAGCGUGCCUGGGACAACCACCACAGCCAGUUUGAGGAGUCAGAGGAGUUUCAGGCCCUGGUGAAGAGGCUCCCAGGGGACCGCUUCCUGAACAGGACAGCCAUCUCCCACUUCUGGGCCAUGGACCUGGACAUUCAACACCGCUACCAGCAGCUGGGCACCAGCCUGAAGCUGCUCUCCAGGAAAACCCACCACAUCAUCCGGAGGCUCUUCAACCUCAGCAAACGCUGCCACCGGCAACCCCGCUUCAAACUGCCAAAGGAGAGGCCACUUCAUUACUGGUGGGGCCGCGCUCAGUCGCUCCUCUACUGCGGUGAGACGACAGUGCCUGGAACCUUCCUGGAAGAAAGCCACAGCUGCACGUGCCCCUCGGAGCAGCCCUCCUGCCAAGGGGCCAUCCCGUGUGCCUUGGGUGAGGGGUCGGCCUGUGCCAGCUGCGCCGAGGACAACAGCACUCGCUGCGGGACCUGCAACCAUGGCUACGUGCUGGCCCAGGGCUUCUGCCGCCCGGAGGUGGCCGACUCACUGGAGCACUACCUGGGACUGGAGACGGACCUGCAGGACCUGGAGCUCAAGUACCUCCUGCAGAAACGGGACAGCCGCAUCGAGGUGCACUCCAUCUUCAUCAGCAAUGACAUGCGCCUGGGGAGCUGGUUUGACCCCUCCUGGAGGAAGCGCAUGCUCCUGACCCUGAAAAGCAACAAGUACAAGCCGGGCCUGGUUCACGUGAUGUUGGCCCUCUCCCUGCAGAUCUGCCUCACCAAGAACAGCACUCUGGAGCCCGUCAUGGCCAUCUAUGUCAACCCCUUUGGCGGAAGCCACUCAGAGAGCUGGUUCAUGCCUGUCAACGAGGGCAGCUUCCCAGACUGGGAAAGGACUAACGUGGAUGCCUCUGCCCAGUGCCAAAACUGGACACUCACUUUGGGCAACAAGUGGAAGACCUUCUUUGAAACAGUCCACGUCUAUUUGCGGAGCCGCAUCAAGUCUCUGGACGAUAGCUCCAACGAGACAAUCUACUACGAGCCCUUGGAGAUGACGGAUCCCUCCAAGAACCUGGGCUACAUGAAGAUCAACAGCCUGCAGGUCUUUGGCUACAGCCUGCCCUUUGAACCGGAUGCCAUUCGCGACCUUAUCCUGCAGCUGGACUACCCCUACACGCAGGGAUCGCAGGCUUCAGCCAUGCUGCAGCUGGUGGAGAUUCGGGACCGGGUGAACAGGCUGUCACCCCCUGGCAAAACCCGCCUCGACCUCUUCACCUGCCUGCUUCGCCACAGGCUCAAGCUGGCCAACAAUGAGGUGGCCAGGAUCCAGUCCUCCCUGCGGGCCUUCAAUGCGCGGCUGCCCAACGCGGUGGAGCAGGAGAUGGGCAAGCUGUGCAGCUAGCAGCUGGGCCGCUCGCAUCACAGAGUGAGAGGGCCUGGUGAAAAGACUCUCCUGGAAAAAAAAAAAAAAAAAAAAAGAAA
Messenger RNA from Gallus gallus (chicken), 7410 nucleotides. It is a transcript of the gene BRINP2, whose product is annotated as BMP/retinoic acid inducible neural specific 2. The transcript has 7 exons. Lineage: Eukaryota; Metazoa; Chordata; Aves; Galliformes; Phasianidae. Gene Ontology annotation, biological process: positive regulation of neuron differentiation; negative regulation of mitotic cell cycle. Bases 4979 to 7330 code for a protein of 783 amino acids. The record is from RefSeq and is a predicted model, not a curated record.